This is a messenger RNA of Malaclemys terrapin pileata, 975 nucleotides long. RefSeq names its product olfactory receptor 52N2-like. Gene Ontology annotation, cellular component: membrane. The coding region runs from base 1 to 975 and encodes 324 amino acids. The record is from RefSeq and is a predicted model, not a curated record. Gene Ontology annotation, molecular function: olfactory receptor activity; G protein-coupled receptor activity. Gene Ontology annotation, biological process: G protein-coupled receptor signaling pathway. Lineage: Eukaryota; Metazoa; Chordata; Testudines; Emydidae. The transcript has a single exon.
AUGGCAGCUUUCAACCUCACCCCCUCUGACCCUUCAACAUUCACACUAACGGGGAUCCCCGGCUUGGAAGCUGCUCACAUCUGGAUUUCCAUCCCUUUCUCUAUGUUCUAUAUUAUCGGCCUGUUGGGAAAUUUUACGCUUUUGUUUGUUGUAGGGAAAGAGCAGACCCUGCACAAGCCGAUGUACCUGCUGCUCUGCCUGCUGGCAGUCACUGAAAUUGGCACCUCUACCUCCAUCGUGCCAAAUGCACUGUGUAUACUUUGGUUCAAUUUGAAAGGCAUUACGGUGGGUGGCUGCCUCACCCAGAUGUUCUUCCUUCAUGCGGGUACUGUGAUGCACUCAGCUGUCCUCGUGACAAUGGCCUUUGAUCGCUACGUUGCCAUAUGUAAACCUCUGAGAUACACCACCAUCCUCACCAAUGCACGAAUAGCUAAGCUAGGGCUAGUGGGUUUGAUAAGAGCUGUUCUCUGCAUCCUGCCCCUGCCCCUGCUCCUGAGCAGGCAGCCAUUCUGUGCCAACCGCAUUAUCCCCCACACGUACUGUGACCACAUGGCUGUGGCAAAGCUAUCAUGUGGGGACAUCACUGUUAACAGGAUGUACGUCUUGGUGAUAGCGUUUGUAGUCAACGGGUCAGACCUGACACUCAUUGCAGAUUUAUCCUACAGUCUGAUCAUCAGGGCUGUCCUCAGAAUCUCCUCCAAGAAAGCCCACCAGAAAGCUCUCAACACCUGCACAGCCCACAUCUGUGUGAUGUUGAUGUCCUAUCCUUCCUUCUUCUUCUCCACUCUGACACAUCGGUUCGGUCAGGGCAUCGCUCCCCACAUUCACAUCAUCUUGGCCAACCUCUAUUUCCUUCUCCCCACCAUGUUCAAUCCUAUCAUUUAUGGGGUGAAAAACAAAGAGCUUCGUGAGAAAAUGGGCAAAUACACCUGCAGAAUGUACUCACCUGGGGUCACUGACUUUAAUCCUGUGUGA